This is a messenger RNA of Myxocyprinus asiaticus (Chinese sucker), 2453 nucleotides long. Its product is annotated as HEPACAM family member 2-like. The transcript is spliced from 9 exons. Bases 380 to 1921 code for a protein of 513 amino acids. NCBI's taxonomy places the organism in Eukaryota, Metazoa, Chordata, Actinopteri, Cypriniformes, Catostomidae. The record is from RefSeq and is a predicted model, not a curated record.
AGACUGGAGUCAUUUUUCCUUUAAGUUCGUUUGUCCUUAACUGCUCAGAAGUUUUCUGAGAUACAUUAGAGUUGUGUUUUAUGUUAACUGUGAACUUAGUGUCACUUCUAGCUAUUUAUCUUAAGGUUUGCUUUAAGUUUGUGUGAUCAUCCCUUUAAAAAAAAAAUAUUUGUCUUGGGUCAUGCGUGGUUUCAGUUGAAACUUUGCAUGUCUAUGUGUUGUGUUGAUGUAUGACCCUGUGUGUCAUGGACUUGAAUAUCAGUCUGCACUGGUUUCACACCUGUAGCAGUCUGUGUCUGUUUACUACAAUUUAUGAAAAGGAGAAAUUUCCAUUUGUGAUCUGACACUGUGAGCUUAAGCUGUGGAUAUCUCGCCUUGAAUGUGUAUCGGUGAGGCUGUCUCUGGCCCUCAGGGUGACAGCAGUCUUUUGGAAUCUUGGCCAGGUGUAUGUGUUCUUAUGGCACGUGGGAGGGGCCUGAGCUUCUCUCAUUUCCCUGGCAAAUACUGUCACCAGUUCCCUUUUCUUGUCACAAGCCAAACAGCAUCUAGAUAUUAUAUUGCAGAAAUGGAAUGUGUUGAAGUCACCGUGUUUCUACUCAUUUGCACCAUAUUUCUCACUGUCCAUGGUACAGACUCUGAAUACAUUUCGGUGAUGCCCACACAGCAUGGGAGAAAGGGGGACUCUAUGCUCCUCAAAGUGGAGACUCAUUUCAGUUCCCAGAAUGCAACAUUCCAGGGGACCUGGUACAAGACUAAACCCAUGUACACUCAUUUGGUCACUUUCACUGAGAGCAAUGUUAUCCUAAAUAUGCGCCUAAAGAACAAUACAGUACUCAACCUGCCUGACGUCUCACUGUAUAUUGAGCACCUGGAUGAGGACGUAGAGGGGGAAUACAAGAUGGAGAUCAAUAUCAUUUUCUCAGGAAGCUCCAGGCCAGUGACUGUCACGAAGACAGUCAAAGUCACAGUCAGUGUGCCUGUGUCCAUCCCCAUCAUUAGCAAGACCCCAGACUCAGAACUAGUGGAAGACAGAGACAAUGUAACACUGACUUGCUCUGUUGAAAGUGGAACAAAUGUUCAGGUUAAAUGGCUGAGGAACAACAAGUUGGUAGGCCUAAGUGAGAGGCAUAAAUUCUCACAAGACCAUGGCAAGCUUGUUAUAAACCCUGUCAAGAAAGAAGACAUCGGCCAAUACAUCUGUGAGGCCAAAAACCAUAUCAGCAUUGAGCUAAGCAAACAGACUGAUCUCAGUGUGUUCUAUGGGCCCUAUAACCUGGCAGUAAAUUCUGACCAGGGUCUGAAAACUGGAGGGGUGUUUACAGUGAACCCGGGGGAACUGGUCUUUUUCGAGUGUCUUGCGGAUUCAAACCCUCCCAACACCUGCGUCUGGAUCUCAAAGACAAAGAAUGGCACAGAGGUUCUCAUGACUGGUACACGAUUUGAAGUGACAUCUUAUGAGCUAGCCCAAGCUAAGGAGUUCUUGUGUAGAGCAUUCAACAAUGUGACAAAAAAGCAGGAUGAGACUAAGUUCACUCUGGUGGUGGCCAGUCUUGGCAAAGGAAGAGAGAAACAUAUUCAGGAAGGGAGUUCACUGUCUCCCUUGACUUUGAUUACAGUUGCUUCAUUGUGCAUUAUUGUGUGCAUGGUGUUUGUGCUCCUAAGGAAGAGCUGCCAUCCAAGAAGAAUGAUAAAGACUAUGUACAGGCGGCCUAUGACAGAGCAGAGAGGACUGCACCGCUCCGGUCAUGAAGAUGCAACUGAAGACUUUGGCAUCUAUGAAUUUGUCUCCAUACCUGGGAAAAUGGAAUCAACACAGGCAUCCUGCAGGUCUUUGGCACGGUUCGAUUCAGAUUUGCAUACCACCAUCUACGAAGUCAUCAAACAUGUGCCUGAAGCUCCGACACUGAGUCUGCUGAAAUGAGAGAGAGAGAUGGCUAUUCACGUGUGCUGGACAUACAAAAUUUUCACAUUUUUCUCUGUCCUGUCACACAUUCUUUUGUUUUAGAUAAUUGUUUCUUUUAUAUUCUAUCCAAACAAAAUCUGCAGUUUUCACAAGUGCUGAGCACUGAUGUUUUUUAUAUCUUCAAAAGAAUAUAUGUGAAUGAGAACUAUGAAAACAUUUUUUCUGUAGCAACUGGCUUAAUGAAAAUACUAAGAGUAUUUACAGUAUAUAUAAAUACAGUCAGCAAUGUUAUUGUCUUUCUUGCAUUAUGAAUGUAAAUAUGAUGUAAAUAUUUGUACGUUGACACUGUAUUUUUGCACACUGCAAUGUAUUCUGUGAUAUUGCUCAUUACAUUUCAAAGAUCCCACAUAACCGUUCCAUACAUUUCAUAGCAGUUUUUGAAUUUAAAACAGACAUCUUUUGAAUGUUUGUUUACUAUGUGUUGCACCUGUUCACAUUUUACACUCAGAUGACAGAUACAGUCAUUUGAAAAUAAAGGUCUUUGGAAUUA